Messenger RNA from Hippopotamus amphibius kiboko, 6503 nucleotides. It is a transcript of the gene RFX2, whose product is annotated as regulatory factor X2. The coding region runs from base 268 to 2214 and encodes 648 amino acids. The transcript is spliced from 17 exons. Gene Ontology annotation, cellular component: nucleus. Lineage: Eukaryota; Metazoa; Chordata; Mammalia; Artiodactyla; Hippopotamidae. Gene Ontology annotation, biological process: regulation of transcription by RNA polymerase II. Gene Ontology annotation, molecular function: DNA-binding transcription factor activity, RNA polymerase II-specific; RNA polymerase II cis-regulatory region sequence-specific DNA binding. The record is from RefSeq and is a predicted model, not a curated record.
GGAGCGGCCGCCGCCGCCACCGCCGCCGCCAUAGAGACUGUAGCCGUGGAGACUGUUACUUACCAACGGGGACCAACACGCAGCAGCCGCCACCGCCGCCGCGGGAGCCGUUGCCCGAACUCCCGGCCCGAACUCCAGAUGCAUUUUGCCAAGCGACCAGCUCUGCAGGCAGAACUUACAGAUGAGAACAUUUAAAAACUGGUUAUCGCUGGCUGUUAGGUGCCAAUCCAGCCGAAGUCUGGAAAUCAGCCACCUGGAGAGCUGAGCAUGCAGAAUUCGGAGGGUGGAUCGGAUUCGCCAGCUUCCGUGACUCUGUGUCCGUCGUCGGCAGCCCAGGCGCCCGUGGCCCAGCCUGUGCCAGCCUCCCCGCAGAGGGUGUUGGUCCAGGCAGCGGGCUCGGCUCCCAAAGGGGCCCAGAUGCAGCCCAUCUCCCUCCCCAGAGUCCAGCAGGUGCCACAGCAGGUCCAGCCCGUGCAGCACGUGUACCCCCACCAGGUGCAGUACGUGGAAGGGGGGGACGCCGUCUACACCAACGGAGCCUUGCGGACGGCGUACGCCUACAACCCCGAGCCCCAGAUGUACGCCCCCAGCAGCGCCGCGUCGUACUUCGAGGCCCCGGGCGGCGCCCAGGUGACCGUGGCAGGCUCCUCCCCGCCCGCGGUCCCCGCCCACAGCAUGGUGGGCAUCACCAUGGACGUCGCGGGCAGCCCCAUCGUCUCCGGCGCGGGAGCCUACCUCAUCCACGGCGGCAUGGACGGCACCCGGCACUCCCUGGCCCACACGUCCCGCUCGUCGCCGGCUACGCUUGAAAUGGCGAUUGAAAAUCUCCAAAAAAGCGAAGGGAUCACAUCACACAAAAGCGGUUUACUCAACAGCCAUCUCCAGUGGCUCUUGGAUAAUUACGAAACCGCGGAAGGCGUGAGUCUCCCCAGAAGUUCCCUCUACAACCACUACCUUCGGCACUGCCAGGAGCACAAGCUGGACCCCGUGAACGCCGCCUCCUUUGGGAAGCUGAUCCGCUCCGUGUUCAUGGGCCUGAGGACGCGGCGGCUGGGCACCAGGGGCAACUCCAAGUAUCAUUACUACGGGAUCCGCCUGAAGCCGGACUCACCCCUGAACCGGCUGCAGGAGGACACGCAGUACAUGGCCAUGCGACAGCAGCCCGUGCAUCAGAAGCCCAGGUACCGGCCAGCGCAGAAGACGGACAGCCUUGGGGAGAGCGGCUCGCACGGCAGCCUGCACAGCACCCCUGAGCAGGCCAUGGCCGCCCAGAGCCAGCACCACCAGCAGUACAUCGAUGUGUCCCACGUCUUCCCGGAGUUCCCGGCGCCCGACCUGGGCAGCGUCCUGCUGCAGGACAGCAUCACACUGCACGACGUCAAGGCCCUGCAGCUGGCCUACCGGCGGCACUGCGAGGCCACUCUAGACGUCGUGAUGAACCUGCAGUUCCACUACAUUGAGAAGCUGUGGCUUUCCUUCUGGAAUUCUAAAGCCUCCUCUGGUGACGGCCCUGCCUCUCUACCCGCCAGUGACGAGGAGCCGGAAGGUGCCGUCCUCCCAAAGGACAAGCUGGUGUCUCUGUGCAAGUGCGACCCCGUGCUCAGGUGGAUGAGGACCUGCGACCACAUCCUGUACCAGGCGCUGGUGGAGAUCCUCAUCCCGGACGUGCUGCGGCCCGUGCCCAGUACCCUGACACAGGCCAUCCGCAAUUUUGCCAAGAGCUUGGAAGGGUGGCUGACAAACGCCAUGAGCGACUUCCCACAGCAGGUCAUCCAGACCAAGGUGGGCGUGGUCAGCGCCUUCGCGCAGACCUUGCGGCGCUACACGUCCCUCAACCACCUGGCGCAGGCGGCCCGCGCCGUGCUGCAGAACACCUCCCAGAUCAACCAGAUGCUGAGCGACCUCAACCGCGUGGACUUCGCCAACGUGCAGGAGCAGGCCUCGUGGGUGUGUCAGUGCGAGGAGGGCGUGGUGCAGCGGCUGGAGCAGGACUUCAAGCUGACCCUGCAGCAGCAGAGCUCCCUGGACCAGUGGGCCAGCUGGCUGGACAGCGUGGUCACUCAGGUCCUGAAGCAGCACGCGGGCAGCCCCAGCUUCCCCAAGGCCGCCCGGCAGUUCCUGCUGAAAUGGUCCUUUUACAGAGCAUCCUCACAGAGUGAGGUAAAGAAGAGUCGAGAGAGAACAGGAGCGCAGAUGGUGGCGAGUGGGAGAUAGAACCAGGUGGGGAAUCGUGGUGCGAGGGGCCAGCUAGGACAGCGACCAAGAAAGCGGGAUGCGCCGCGAGCCUUUAUCCCUCACCGCCAAGUGCAAGCAGGGGGCGGAGACGGGCGUCGGCUCCCCACGUCCUGCGUGAGGGUUAGGUGGACAUGUUUUAAAACGACGUACGUGACUGUAUUAUAGUGAAUUAGGUGUGUGUUUGUGCAAAUGUAAGGAGAUUCAUUUCAGGGAGCGGGCUGGCGUGAUCGCGGGGCUGGAAUGUCUGAAGUCUGUAGGGGGUGCUGGCCGGCUGGACACUCAGGCAGGAGCAGCUGCCGCCACCCGCAGGCGGGACUCCUUCCUCCUCAGGGAAACCUCAGUCUUGCUCCCAAGGCCCCUCAGCUGACGAGGUGAGGCCCACCUCUGUGGGGAGGCCGGGCUUCUCCCCCUCAAGUGGAGGGAUGGUGGAUGGGAACCAUGGCAACACCCUGACUAAUGUUUGACUGAAUCACUGCCCAUCACUGCCACUGAGAACUAACUGUCACAGAAAGCAAACAUGAGGACUUCCCUGGUGGCGCAGUGGUUAAGAAUCCGCCUGCCAAGGCAGGGGACACGGGUUCGAUCCCUGGUCCAGGAUGAUCCCACAUGCCACGAAGCAACCAAGCCCGUGCGCCACAACUACUGAGCCCAUGUGCUGCAACUACUGAGCCCACGCACCUAGAGCCUGUGCUCCACAACAAGAGAAGCCACCGCACUGAGAAGCCCACACACCGCAACGAAGAGUAGCCCCCACUUGCCACAACUAGAGAAAGCCCGUGCACAGCAAUGAAGACCCAACGCAGCCUAAAUAAAUAAAUAAAUAAAAUGUAAAAUAAAAUAAAAUGUACAAUUCAAUGUUUAAAAAAAAAAGAAAGUAAAUGUGAGAGAGAAAAAGCUACAGAGAAAGAAAGAAGAAUGUGAGAAAAAACUCACAAAAGAAAAGAAAAAGACGUGAAAGGGUCACUCCCGGCAGUUUACCCUCCAGCUGAUAGGAAGUUUUUUUUAAGAGAGAAAAAAUGGAGGGAAAGAAAAUAAUAAAAACAUAAUCAAGAAAACGUCUCAGAACUAAGGGCUCAGGUUUCCAAGAGCUGCGGGAUUCCCUGCCCGGUGGGUGAGCUUCCCAGCCCCACUGUGACGGUCACACACCAAGGAUGAGAGCUGACUAGAAAGGCUUCCAGGGAGAAAACAGCAGGUCACACGGCAGGCCGGGAACCAGAGCAGCGUCAGACUUGGGUGCGGCCACGAAGAGCCCAGGAGACCAGAGCAGUGCCGUCAGGACGCUGACGGAAAGCUGUCCCCAUGCUGCAGUUCUCACCUGGGCAGACGGGAGCAGGGAGCCCAGGCUGCAGGAGGACCCGGCCCAGAAGAUGUGGGCUGUGCUCACCCAGAGGAGCCCUGAGGGGGAGUUCCAGUCCCAAUCAGGGAUAGACACGUAGACAUGGAGCAUAUUGUUAAAAGGAGACAGUUGGGCUUCCUAGGUGGCGCAGUGGUUAAGAAUCCACCUGCCAAUGCAGAGGUCAUGGGUUCGAUCCCAGCUCCAGGAAGAUCCCACAUGCCGCGGAGCAACUAAGCCCGUGUGCCAAAAAAAUAAAGGAGAUAGUUAACCAGGGAGACGACCAGCUGUUCUUAUGUCCACAGGCCACGCAAGACUGCCCAUCAGCCAGCUGUGGCCGAGGGCUCAGGUCACUGUCCAUAAAUGUUAUUGGCACUCGGCCAGGCCCACGCAUUUACAGGUCCUUAGCAGAGCUGAGCAGAGGGAACAGAAGACUAUUUAGUAUCCGGCUCUUAUCAGAGAGUUUCCUGACCCCUCAGCCAGCUAUCGGCCCAGUCACUCCCUGUCCCCAACUCCGUCCUCAUGCUCUGCCCUGGCCUGCUGGCCUCAGGGCCUUUGCACUGCCCUCCCCGACCUGGAACAUCCUUCCCCAGGGAGCCCUGCGGCCAAUCAUCCUCAGAGAAGCCUGCAGACCUCCCGAGUGAACUAGCCCCUCCUCGUCCUCCAUCCCCUGCACCCUGAUUUUCUUCCACCGCCUGUCACCCCAUUCUCUGUUCGCUUGUCUGCUGUCUGUCCCCUCGGGAGCCGGGACAUUGCCCUGGUUCACUGCUGCAUCCUCAGCAUCUGAAUGUUGAGUGAUGAAUGAACAAGUGAAUGAACAAGAAAGGGAUUGUAAGCCUGACUGACCGCGGGCUCGGCUGUGGACUUACACCCCAACACCACAGAGGGAACAGGAUUUAGCCGAAACGUGCAAUAAAGCAACGCUGGGGUGAUGGGAGAGGAGCGGGGCUGGUGGCUGCAGAGGCUGCCUGUGGGGGCUCAGACCCUGCCCCUGUGGCUGGAAGUCGUGACCUGGGGAAUCAGGACCGGCAGGGUGAGCCCGUAACUUACACUACGGAGAUGAGAACACAGCUGAGGCUUGGAAGUGGCCGUGGCCUCCGUGAGAUGGGGCUGCUUUUCUCUGUAACGACGGGGGCCCCGCCUGACUCCAGCUUGUCGGGUUUAAGGGACUUGUCUCCGCAGUGUCCACCAGCAAACGGACAGCAGUGGGCGGGGGCUGGGUAGGUUGACAGCCACGCUCGUGUCCAGCUUCUCCCAGUGGAGUUCCCACUGCAGGAAGCGGCGAGCCCAUUUGGAGAACCCAAAACGUACCAAGAUGACCAUGGAGAUGGUUCAGAAAAACUCCCUGGAGCCAAAGCUUCACACCAGACACUGAGGCUGUGGGGGGUGGGGGUGCCGGGUACCAGCACCCAAUCCAGGGGGCCCUUCGGGGAAGGGGGCCGGAAACCCCUCUGGGUGGGCGCAGAGAGGGAGUGUGACUCGAAGCAUUCGGGCCUGAGGUCUCCCGUUAGGGCAGCAGCGGCAUAGACUGUGUUUUAACACUUUGAAAUGUAAGCAGCGUCCGCCCCACGGCUUCUUUCCAGGCCUGUGUUAUCAGUGGCAACGUGAAAACCGAGCACCGCUUCCAGGGGUGGGGCAGGCAAGGGGCCCCUUCCCAGGGACCCGUGGUCUGUGUUCGCUGGCUUACCUUUCGGGGGUCGGCCAUACAGAGCCAAAGGAGCCUCUGAGCAGAAAGCACAUCCCAAACCCCGAGCCCGUUCCCUCUGCUCCCUCACGCGGCCUUUGCAUUCGUGAACGUCCUUCAAGGGACCUUUGCUUCCUAAAGUACUCGUUUGGACACGGGCAGGCACCACCCGGAUCCCCUCCCUGGUUGCCCUCCUAGGGCAUCUCAAAGCUGGAGCCAGCCCUCCUUUUCCACUGCUGAACCAAGCUGCCUUCAGAGCAUGUCUGCACACUGACCCGGGACGAUGCGAAAAGAAGUAAACUGAUUUGUUGUCGGCUGUCUUUACUGACCCGCCCAGCAACAGUUUCAACCUGUUGAAAGGUAAACUGAAGCUCGUUAAAUUUUCAAAAGAUUCUUUGAGCAAAGAUCGCUCUGAAAGCCAAAAUGGUUAAGAGCCUCCCCAGACAGGAGCAAGGGGAGAGGUGUUUGCACAGAAGGAAAUGACCUGACGGCUGCAGCUUGGGCACACUGACUGAUCCGGCCGGGUUCCAGAUGCUCGGACUCCAGGGCGGGAGGCAGGGCCACCCUGGGUCAAUGCCCCCUGCUUCCAUUUCUGUCACGGGCCGUAAUCACAUCGUGGCUCCUCUCCUGUCUUGUCCCUUCCUGUUUCUUUUCUCGUUACCACAGCUAUUAGAUGUCACUGAGAGUAGGUGAGUUCUGAGAUAGGACAGCCAGGUGUUUGGGACCACAGGCAGAGGCGUGUGUAGACCAGAGUUUUUGGUCGGGUACCAUGUUAAAUAACUCCUCUAGAUCAGCACUCGCUUCCCCUAUAAAGAAUCAGAUAGUAGGUCUCUCUGAGCAGUCAAGUUCUCCAGGCACAUGGCACACAGCACAUCAACGACAGGCAUGGCCGAUAAAACUGUAUCUAUGGACACUGAAAUGUGAAUUUCAGGUACUUUUCAUGUGUCGUGAAAUAGAAUUCUUUUCACUUUUUUUCCCAACCAUUCAAAACUGUAAAAACCAUCCUUGGCUCGCGGGCUGGAUCUGGUCUGGAGUGGGCCGCAGUGUGCCCACCCCUGCUUUGGAUGAAAGAGGCAAAGGCGCCCUGAACCUGAGUCGCAUUUUCAGGCGCCUAAAACCGCUGACUGAGGGUGGGGAGGGCGGGAAAGGCCGCGGGGUGGCCCGGGCGGCUGGCAGGCCCCUCGCAGGCCAGCUCGGGGCUGGAGGGGAGCCUGGCAUCCUAGGUGCCAGCCCGUGUCUGCCGCCCCAGCU